Messenger RNA from Monoraphidium neglectum, 759 nucleotides. RefSeq lists its product as hypothetical. Bases 1 to 759 code for a protein of 252 amino acids. The record is from RefSeq and is a predicted model, not a curated record. Gene Ontology annotation, molecular function: signaling receptor activity. Gene Ontology annotation, cellular component: membrane. The transcript is spliced from 3 exons. NCBI's taxonomy places the organism in Eukaryota, Viridiplantae, Chlorophyta, Chlorophyceae, Sphaeropleales, Selenastraceae.
AUGAUCUGGGGCUGCUGCCUCUCCGGCUUCCUCCUCUGGCGCGCCCUGGCCGCGCUGUUUGAGGCGGACGCCGGCGCAGGCAGCGGCGAUGGCGGCGGCGGCGGCGGCGGGUUCUGGCGGGGCGUGCCUGACGAGAUGCCCUUCUACCUGCUCACGGGGUCGACGCUGCUGCACGCGCCGUGGAGCAUAGGGUUCCACUUGUUCCGCGGGAUGCGACCCUCUGUCUACAACCUGUGGCGCCGCCUGGACCAAAUCUUCAUUUUCCAGGUCUCCCAACUCGUGACACUUGCCACUGCCUGGUUUGUCUACGAGUCGUGGUGGCCCGUCGCCCUCAACUUGGCCGCCGCCGUCGCCACCGCGGCGCUCGCCACCAAGAGCACCUGGGCGCUGAAGCCGGGGCAGCGCAGGCCCCCCGGCCAGAUGGUCGCACUCAUUUCAUGCAUCGUCCUUUGCUACAUGUGGCCCCUAGCCUUCCAAGCCUCCCGCGAUCUGUCCGCCCGGCUUCCGCCCCAAGACCCCGCCGCCCCGCGGCCGCCGCUCUCCGCCGCCGGCUGCGCGGCGGGGGCCGCACUGGCGCUCGGCGCGGGCGCCGCGGUGUAUGCCGCUGGGCUACCCGAGAGGGCCUUCCCGGGCGUAUUUGACGUGAUCGGCUCCAGCCACCAGCUGAUGCACGUCACCCUGCUGGCGGCGCACGCGUUUGAGUACGCGUUUGUGCUCGAGAUGUGGGCGCGGCGGCGGGCGGAGCGCCUCGGGGCGUGA